This is a messenger RNA of Lotus japonicus, 3944 nucleotides long. Its product is annotated as putative disease resistance protein At3g14460. The record is from RefSeq and is a predicted model, not a curated record. The coding region runs from base 133 to 3516 and encodes 1127 amino acids. The transcript has 4 exons. Lineage: Eukaryota; Viridiplantae; Streptophyta; Magnoliopsida; Fabales; Fabaceae. Gene Ontology annotation, biological process: defense response to other organism. Gene Ontology annotation, molecular function: ADP binding.
AGGGAGAUAACAUCUUUAACUCCAAGGAUUCUAGAAAUUUUGGUCCUGUUCCUUAUGGCCUUAUUCAGGGCAGGAUAUUUUGGAGGGUAUUGCCACUUAAAGAUUUUGGACCUUUUCUGAGAAGAUGAUGAUAUGAAGCUUUCAAUCAUAUUUGAUAAGAAAAUUGAAUCAAGGAUGCACGAAAUCCUUGGCAACUUACUGGCUUUGAGCGAGGUUGGGGGUGGUUUUGUUCUUGAAUCAGGCAACCAAGCGUCACAAAAAUUUGCAUCAAAAUCUCUUGUCAUUCCUAAAACUGGUUUGGCCGGAAUGGGUAGGAGUAGGAGUAGGACCACCACGCCUAUGAAAUACGACUGCAUAUGGGAUAAACUGCUUCAUUUAAGAUAUCUGCGGAUUAACCCUGUCUUGGCGGUUAGAUAUUCCAAUUUUAUUAACAUGCCUUACUCCACUACAAACUUAAAAUCGUUGAAGUUGGUGGGUCUGAACGAAACAUUAUUGGAACAUAAGUUGGCUCACUCAAUAAGCCAUCUUAGAUUUCUCCAAUCUCUUGACCUUUCUGGUACCGCAAUCGAAGAUCUACCUGAUUCAAUGUGUUUCCUCCAUUACUUGACAAAUUUGAAUUUGGCGGGUUGUUCGAAAUUGCAUAAGUUGUCUGACUCAAUAGGCAAUUUUAGACUUCUCGAACAUCUAGACCUUUCUGGUACUGCAAUUGAAGAUCUACCUGAUUCAAUGUGUUUCCUCUAUAACUUGACAAAUUUGAAUUUGGCGGGUUGUGCAAAAUUGCAAAAGUUGCCUGGCUUAAUAGGUAAUCUUAGGCUUCUCAAGUAUCUAAACCUUUCUGGUACUGCAAUCCAAGAGCUACCUGAUUCAACAUGUUUCCUCCAUAACUUGACAGAUUUGGUCUUGGCGGGUUGUUCAAAGUUGCAAAAGUUGCCUGACUCAAUAGGUGAUCUUAGGCUUCUCAAUUAUCUUAACCUUUCUGGUACUGCAAUUGAACAGCUACUUGAUUCAACAUGUUCACAGUUGAGCUUGGUGGGUUGUGAAAAUUUGCAAGAGUUGCCGAUUAUUCAGACACAACCUGAUUUUAUAUUUCUUAAUGUUACGGGUAAAAUCAUGGUGUUAGAAAAAGAAAAGACUCUUAAAGCAUUGUCUUGUAUGAAGUCUAACAUUCAGCCGUUAAGAGAACUCAAUCCUCAUCGAACGCUAAUAUAUUCAGAGCUGGUGAAAGAAGGUAGAGCUCUGCCAAAGUUGCGACCUUAUAAUUUGGAAUUAACCAAUUGUUUUUAUGGGAGACAAAAAGAAAAGGAUCAAGUUAUUGAAUUUUUGCUAUCCAUGUCUGAUUCCGAUGAUGACAGCACAAACACAGGCAUGCCUGUGCUUGGUAUAGUGGGCCCAGGUGGGAUUGGGAAGACGACACUUACUCGUGUUGUUUAUGAGGAUCACAAAGUGAAGGCAUGGUUUGAACUUAGAGUUUGGUUAACAUUUCCUAGUUACCAACUGGAUGCUGAGACUUUAGCAAGAAUCAUGCUUGGAAUUCUCAAAGUUGAUUUCGACCAAGAUGACGUGUUGCAAGACCUGAUACCUCUCUUACGAAAGAGCUUCACUGGAAGGAGAUUGCUGCUUGUGUUGGAUGGUUGUUGUGUUGUUCACCAGUGGAAGAUCCUUCAAGCAUGCUUUGAAUGUGCUGCAAGAGGAAGUGCCAUCAUCCUAGCCACAGGGACCACGGAGGCUGCAUUACAAAUGCUUGCUGAUCAUGUUCUGCAUCUGGAUUUCUUAUCCAUGGAGCAUUGCUGGUCCGUGUUUUCAGAGCAUUGUUUUGGAAACCAGAGGCCCGGUUGUUCUCCUCAGCUGGAAGAAGUGGGAAGAAAGAUCUUGGAGAAAUGUGGGGGUGUUCCUUUAGCUGCUAAAAUGCUCGGGGGUCUCCUACACAAGAAGGAAUAUAAGGAAUGGGUGGAUAUAUGGAGGAGCCCAGAAUGGGAUCGGACCAACAUGGAUCUUCCUAUCCCUUUUGUAAGAUUAUUCUAUCUUGAUCUUCCUUCGCAACUAAAACCAUGCAUAACUUAUCUUGUCAUCUUUCCUAAGGGUUACAAAUUCAAGAAGAGGGAAGUGGUCCUCUUGUGGAUGGCAGAAGGUUUCAUUCCGCAGGAAUAUAGUGAAACCAUGGAGGAGCUUGGCUAUAAGUAUUUUGAUUUUCUUGUAGCAAGAUCAUUUCUCAUAAGGUCACAUAGUGGUGACAGCAUGGAUUUCACAAUGCAUGAUAUGGUUCAUGACCUAGCUUUGUCUCUAGCAAACUUUCAUUUCAGCUUUGAUGGAAAUGGUGAUAUCGUUGAUACCUCAGGCUUGAUCUCGGAUAUGCAAUAUUUUGAAAGAACAUCAUCUGAGCUACAUGGCUCCAGAACAGAAGAAGAUAUGAACUUGAAGUAUAGUACUUACAUCGCUGACACGUCUCAUGGCCAUGGCGCACAAUCUCCAAUCAAUGCAAAUGCUGAUGUCCAAAAUACAUUUGAUUUAAGGACUUGUUUUGAAAGCCUUAAAGUUUCAAAUGUAUUACAGCUUGUGAAUUUACCAUCUUCACUGCUGAUGAACAAAUGCACCAAUCUCGCGGAGUUGUAUAUAAUUGGUUGCUUUUCUCUCAAGAACUUGACUGAGCAGUGGUACCCCAGUUCCUUGAGAACCCUUUACUUGCACAAGUGCAGAAAAUUAGAGUUCCUCCUACCCUUUACUUGUAAUUUUGAAUUCUUGGAACAUCUGUUCAUUGGUAGUAGCUGUGAAUCUAUGAAGUCUUUAACCUUAAACCUUUUCCCGAAACUUAAACUUCUUUGUAUCUGGGAUUGUCCCAAUUUAGAGUCCCUUACAAUAGAGGAAAGCCAGAGCAAUAAUCUUUCACUUGAGUCUCUGGACAUUCGGGGUUGCUCCAAUCUCGUGUCCUUCCCAGCAAAGGGAUUGCUUUCUCCCUGUCUUAGAUCACUUUCAGUCUCCAAUUGCGAAAAUCUUAGGUCACUUCCCAAUUACAUGAACAGUCUCACAUCUCUUCAAUCAGUAAUUUUAAAUAGAUGCCCAGAACUUGAGUCAUUACCUGAAGGGGGGCUACCUUCUUGUUUGAAGUUGCUGUCUAUUGGCUUUUGUGACAAACUUAUACCACAAAAGGAGUGGAAUUUAAAAUCACUUCACUGCCUUCAUCGUUUCGAGAUUGAAAGUGGAUGUAUGGGCAUGAAGUCAUUCCCAGAGAAAGACCUUUUCCCUAUUAACCUCAACUCUCUUUACAUCAGCAAACUCCCAAGUCUAGAAGUCUUGGAUUACCGUGGGCUUCAGCAGCUGACAGCUCUUGAGUCACUGGAGAUCAACUAUUGUGAGAAACUAAGUUCCUUGCCAGAAGUUUUGCCUUCUUCCUUGACUUUCCUUGGCAUCAAAGAAUCCCCAAUGUUGACUCAGAAGCUCUUGAAUCCGGUAGGUGCAGAUUGGUUCAAGAUAGCUCAUAUCAGUAACAUAAAAAUCAAUGACAGUGUUUUCUCAAGAUAGAGUGCUGGUGCCUCUUUUGUGUCAAGGAAUAAGAUUCAAUCUCAGACAACACUUGAAGUUCUUUCCAAAUUCAGAUGAGCAGGUGGCUGAGGCUUCGGUGGGAGAAAGCAGUUGACCAAGGAUUUUGUGAUGGAAGAGCAGGUGGCUGUGGCUUUGGCAUAAGAAGAGAAGAUGUCUGAGUCUUCCAUUUUUUGAUCAAAUGCUGCAGGACAUAUUCGAGAACGAUGGCAGUUUGGCUGACAGAAGGCUUAGUUCACAGGGCAAAAAAACUAGAGCAGAAUUUAGUUCUCAUGAAGUCGUGUGAUAUUAUUGUGUAGGCCUUUCAAUGGGUCAAGCGUGUUAACCAAUUCUAUUUCUAUAUUAGUAUGAUCACUUGUAAAUUGAUACAUAUACAUUUGAAUAAAUGUUCUAUUACUAUGUUUCAAGAA